AUGAAAACAUCUUAUUCUCCAGUUUAUCUAUCUCUACCCAACCAACGGGCAUUGAGCACAAACGCAACCAUGCGCCGUGCACGCCCCAUCCCAUCCCGUGCGAUGCACUCCCAAUGGCCUCAACUGCAGUCAGUGCCACAGUUCGGGCUGGAGCAUGCCCAAACGCUUUCCGGCUUAACGCGCAGGUUGGGCACCGGCGCGGAAAAAAAACCAUAUGUCGCCAUGACAGAGGGAGGGAGGGAGGGACUCUCAAUAGUCCUACCAAGCUGUCGACGUGGCCCAAUGGGUCCGCUUCGUCCAAUCGAAGUCAGGCACGAUUAUCAACAGAUUGAUCUCCAGAUUACCAAGCAUCCACGCAUCCGUGUGGUGCAGCAACGCAUUCCUGAGUGGCACACUGAAGGGCAGGCCGAGCGCAUGGAAAUAAAAGCAUAG
Pseudogymnoascus destructans is the source of this 432-nucleotide messenger RNA. RefSeq lists its product as uncharacterized. The coding region runs from base 1 to 432 and encodes 143 amino acids. Lineage: Eukaryota; Fungi; Ascomycota; Leotiomycetes; Thelebolales; Thelebolaceae. The record is from RefSeq and is a predicted model, not a curated record. The transcript has 2 exons.